AUUAGUGAGAUGUUCUGGCUGGAAGCUAUGUCUGAAGGUGGCAAGAAAGCGACUCCCAUGGACCAAGCAGCCAAGUCGAGGAUAAUGUCUUCGGAGUACAAGGGGAAUGAUGGAAGGUCCACUGGCUGGUCCAGCAGAGCCCAGAGUGCUGCAGACAGAAACUACCCUCAGCACCACGGAAAGUAGGCAGCGUGAUCCCUUGACAAACAGACUCCUUUGGAACAACGAUGAUGGCUAGUUUAGUGUGUUAGCUAGUGUAGCUAUAAUACUC
Geodia barretti is the source of this 271-nucleotide messenger RNA. The record is from the annotation of a GenBank genome assembly. NCBI's taxonomy places the organism in Eukaryota, Metazoa, Porifera, Demospongiae, Tetractinellida, Geodiidae.